This is a messenger RNA of Musca domestica (house fly), 10838 nucleotides long. RefSeq names its product protein tincar (gene tinc). The record is from RefSeq and is a predicted model, not a curated record. The transcript has 8 exons. Lineage: Eukaryota; Metazoa; Arthropoda; Insecta; Diptera; Muscidae. The coding region runs from base 852 to 5663 and encodes 1603 amino acids.
GAAAAUCCUGUUCGCUUCUUCGAAUUUGGCACACAUUAAAUAUAUAUUCGUCUUAAGAUGUUGUUGGAGUGUCACCGACUAGCACCUACCUGGUCCCUUGUGCCGCUAAUACACGGCAGUUGAAGUUAUUUUCUUUUCCGACUGUAUGCGGUGUUCUCUGCUCCACCAAACAAGAGCUGCAAACAGGAGCAAAACAUGCGCACAGAGCUCUUUGGGCAAGCAAAAGCAAACGUCGGCGAGAGAAGAGUUUCAUUCGUUUGACGAACGUCGGUGUGUGAAGUAUACGUUGAUCCUAGCGGCCGAAUACCUUUCACUAGUCGAAUAAUAGAACAAAAAGAAAAUAUUAAAUCCAAAAAUCCAUUUCACUGGGGGUACCACCAGUGACGAAUAUUGAAAAAAAGUGUGUGUAUUGAAUUCACAAAAGAAAAACAAAUGCCAACAUUUCGAAAAUUGCGUUAAUGCACCAGUGCCGUAUUGGAAUAAUUUAACAUUCGUCUUUUUUACAACAAAAAAAUAAACAAAAAGUCAAAGCGCGCCUGUGGUUGUGUGCGAGUGCGUGUGUGUGUGUAUCAUAGCAAAACAUAAUUAAUGGCAAUGAUUUGUGCUCGGUAUCUAUUAAGUUUUCCUGGCAAAAUUGCUCCUUAUGGAUACUAAAAUGUGGAUUUAAAUCGAAUAUCCUUUCCCGUAGAACGGAUGUCUGGCUCAAGUUUCUAAACAUGCAGACAAUCAAUAUGUCGGUUUUUUCUAUAUCACCUGGCCAUGCUAGGAAUGGCUAAACCAAAUUGAUUUUUAUUUUAUUUGACAAAAGACAACAACAAAAUACAAUAAUAUUUCGCCAAACGAACAGGGUCAUGUCUAUAAGGGGUUCGCUGUUAACCUAUGAGAACAAUAACGACAUCGUCACAAAAACUAAGAAACGCUCAUCUAUUCUACAUUCGAAACAUUUCAAUAGCAGCAUCUCGUCGACGGCUACAUACGAGUCUAUGGGUAAAACUGUGCCAUCCAGUCUAAAUUCGAGCAUUUCGAAUUCGGUUUUAACCAGCGGCAGCAGCCAAAGCCAAAGUGGUAACCAUCACCAGCUUCCGACGCAUCCGAAUUUCCAGGGGAAUCAUUUGCCCGGGAAGUACAUGAACUCCAAAAGAAAACAUGCCAAAUACAACAACAUGUAUUCCAACAUGUAUCCCGAUCACAACAACUAUUUGCACUUGAACUCGCUGUGGUCCAUUUGGUAUGGCGUUCUACUGACGUUGUUCCAGGGCUAUUUGGCCGUGCACGGGGCAUAUCGAUUUCUGGGCUGCUCUCUGAUAUCAUGGAAAAUAGAGCCGGUGGCUGAGCUUAAUUUGCAAAUUAUUUUAUCCGGUGUGGUUUUUAUUCUGCUGCCAUUCUUCUUCACUUCCGCCGUAUUCAAAGUUGGCAAUAUGGCCAAUGACGGAAUUAAAUUGGCGACCAGCAUUAAGGAGCAACGCUGCUCCAUGGCACCCCACGACGGUCUGGAGGAAGAAUCACGAGGUGGCACUCUGCGGGCCCUGUGGACACACGGCGGACCGACCGCAGCCUUUGUCCACAUUGUAAUCGCCAUGUGUCUGUUGCUGCCGCGACUGCUACUCGAGGCUCGGAUAAUUGAAAAUGGACUUUUGCCAAGAGAAACUAUUUGGCAAACUGAAUUGGAUUUUAUGAGCGUCAAUCGUCGACAUCUCGUUGUGAUGUCGGUAAUGGCUUCGCCUUAUCAAAAUGACACUCGUACUUAUGAGUCGCAAGAAGAUGAUGAAUAUUUGAAUGACACCAUUUUCAGUGAUGAAGGUGGUGGUGGUGGAGGUGGGGGCGGUGCCACCAUCACCGGUGGCAAUGCCAAUAGCUUGUGGAGUACCGACUUGCGACACCAGUAUGGCAGCAAUAAACGAAAGAAUGUCAUAUUGCCAGCAGUUGGCAAGAGCAGAUUCCUUGAAUUGCCGGAUUUAAUUGAAGCUGUCGAAAAUCAAAGCACAAAGUAUGACAAAUUCCAGGGUAAAGCAGGAGAGGAUGCUAAAAUACCAAUGAAAGCUAAAGGCACUGGCACCGCGAAGUCAUCGGAAAAACAAACAACAGAAAAUGGCAUUCGUCAAAAUGGAGACAAUCGGCAGGCAAAAGGAAAUGACUGGAUAACAAUAGAGGAUGAUAUAAGAAAAGCCAGAACCACGACGACGUCGACGACGAUGGCAACAACAACAACAUCUACUACUACUGCUACCGCUGCUGCUGCAGAAACAACAACCUCACCAAUUUCAAGUACCACGACAUUAAUAAGAACAACUUCUUCUGCUGGGACAACAAAAUUGCCAACUUCCACCAAACCAACACCCUCCAUGAAAACAACAGCAACAAGAACCAUAACAAAUAAAUUAACCACCCAGAAUAUUAAUAAUAAUAACAUCGCCAUUGAUGCCACAACCUCGGCGAUGACAACAUGGUCCGAGGAAACAUCUUCUUUUGGCAGCGGAGAUCCCUUCUUUCCCGCCAUUACUCAGCCCUCAGCCGCAACGUCAACUGAAAUUCAGAGAAUUGCUUUGGCCCCAACCAAACAUCACCAACAUCAUCAUAGCUCCCACAGUGGCAAAUCAUCGCGCCGACACAAUGGCCAUCAUCGGCAGAGAAAAAUUUCCAAUUCGUCUGCCUCACAGCGUAGAACUCACCACCAUGGUGGCCGACGCUCGGGUGAAAUUAACAGUGCCAAUAUGCCUGAGGGUCUGGAAGACUUUCCACCUAAGGUCAAUCGUUUCGAUGAAUUUGAGUAUCCCUCAACGGGUCGUAUCUAUGAACACAGACCCUCAUCUUUUGAGGAGCUGGACAUUGGUCGUGCCAGAGCUGCUAUAUAUCCCAAAUCGUCGACCACAAUAAGUACGACAACACGCGACAGUAACAUACACAUCGUCAAGCCCGAAAAAUUGCCCGAGAUUGUGCCCUCCACCCCGGUCUCAAGCAAUUCGAAAAUUAUUGAAAUUAAAAGUAAAUCAGUGAAGAGACUCAAGCGCCAACUUUCACUCCCCGAAGAGAGUCAAGUGGAAAUCGAACCCGAGUAUUUGGUGGGAGAUUUAAAUCUAAACGAUUCCAGCGAAUAUCUAGUCGAGAUGACCACCAUUGAUACAUCUACGCCAAGUACCGAUGUAGAUCUCCAACCAAACAAUGGCAAUGUGAGGCUGGACGGAUUUGCCGGAAUGUUGCAGCUAUUCUUUGGCAUUGAGAAACCCAUCGAUGUGAAUAUCUUUACUCAACCGCCCAGUGCGGAGUUUGUGAAUCUGGUGUUCGCACUGCUGGUAUGGUGUGUCCGUUACCCAGCCGUCUUCUGGAACACCGCCAAAUCAUUUGCUACCGUGUUCAGUGUCCAGAUGAUAGCCACCGCAUGCGAUAUCAUUUUCAGUUUCGUUGGAAUAUCGAAUCUCUUCAAACUGCAAAUCUACAGUGAAGCUCAGCCCAUCCAAAAUCCUGGCUUAAUACUGAACGCCACCGUUACGCUUGCCCUGUUCCUUCUCUCGGCUAUAUUAAUGUUGUCUUCCUCAAUGAUCAUGUAUUUGUAUGGCCAUGGACGCUUGGCUGCCAAAAUGCGAGACCGUUCUAUCAUCACCCUAAAGUCGAGCCAGUCGUGGAUAUAUUUUGCCCAUUGUGCAUCGCUGUGCUAUGUGCUGGCAUUGUCAGUGGUGAAGGCGCCGCUGCUCAAUGAUUUAAGUGCAACCUAUCGACACAAUUUGCAUUGUCCCACAUUUAUGGCGGCCUUGGUAAGCGUUAUGCACAUUCUACUUUGGAUUGUGAUCUGGCUAUGCCUGACCAUUAAGCGUAAAUGGAGUUUCAAAUUACCACCAUUGGAUGCAUAUUCCAUCAUUGGAAAGGCUACCACACAGCCUCUGCUAAUGCAUAAUCGUGGCAGUUUAACAAAUACCACAACCGCCAGCUUGAACAAUUCCACUAAUUUGGGUGGCAACACAUCAUCAAUCGGAACGGGCGACAGCAGUGGAGGUGGCGGUGAACACAAAAUAAAUGGUUCGGAGCAUGGUGGUGGCGGAGGUGUUGGUUGUGGCAGUCGCAUGACCAAUACACCCAGUGCAGAUGGCCUGAACGACAGCAUGGCUGCCGAAGAUAUCUAUUGGCCGAAACUGCAGCCAAGUUCACCAAAGUUAAAAGUUACAUUCAAUGAAGUUACGAGUACGUGUGACGAUGAUAAUCAUCAUCAUCGACUAAUUGCUGGUGACCAUCACCAACAAAACGAUGGCAAGCGCAAUACGGCCCGUGGAACCGCGUUAUGUUUUGCCAGUGCUACGGGGGAAAUUGAUGACGGAGAAUAUGCGACACUAAGAUCUGCUCCGCCAGCCAAUGCGAUGGGAGGUGGUGCAACAGUGGGCAACACCAUUGGCUGUGGCAUCUCUUCGAAGGCUCCACCGGCUGGCGGUGUUAGCGUUUUACGCCUAAGCGAGUAUGAAGAAUUACCACCACCGCCACAACAUUUGAUCUCAUCAAUGGUAACAACCGGCGGCCAUACAUCAACAUCUAUGAAUUCCCACAGAGAUUAUGUCAAUUGUCCGAAUAGUGGUAGCAACGGCAUGCUAGGAGACGAUAACAUCUCAGAGGAGGGCAAACUCCUGGCCUGUGUGAGGGAUGACAGUGUAACAUAUGCUUCGACAAGAGACUUGGAGCCGCCUCUUCCGCCACCACCACCCAUAGCGGACAGGGCCCCACACGCCAUACCUGAGAUUUCUUCUCCGGAGCAUCUAGUCAGUCCAUUGGCACCUGUGACGGUUACUGUCCAUGCAAAUGAAGCUCAUAUAACAUCAAGUUCCACACCUCGCUGUUUACGCCGUGCUGAUUCGGGUGUUCCUCAGGAAGCCUUAACACCGCGCAGUGACACCACAUCAAUGGGCACAGAAAGUACAACUUCACCACCCGAUCGAGCUCCUUCCGAAUCGUCAAGUGGCGUCCACUCUGCCGAAGAACGAGAAGUAGAAGUUGUUAUAAGGCCACGUCCCGCCUGUAAGCCACCUGCCAAGCCCCCACAGCCCGCUAUACAAGAGGAGCCUUACGGCCGUUGCACUAAUAUGCGCAUGUCCAGCUUCGCCAGCGGAGGUGCCAAUGCCAAUAGUGCUACUCUGCCACCACAACGCUCACAGCCAGAACAAAAAUUCGAUUACUCGCAACAUUGCAGUACCAUGCCGCUGCCGUCGAAUGGACACUUCUCCCAUCCGCAGUCACAACAAUCGCAAUCGGCCGUGUAUGCCACAUCCGCCCACUGCAUGACCCAAUCACUGAAUGCCGGUUCCAAUAUGACCUCAUUCAAAACACCCCUAUAUGCCAAUUCGGGAGUGGCCAUGUCUGGUCAUAACAAUACCGCCCAUUGCUAUCAGGACCAGUCGGCGCCACCACCCCCACCUCCACAGCAUCCGUCACAAGUGACGCAUACCACACUGCCCAAUGGCGUACGCUACUCCAAUCCCAAUAUUCUAAGACGUCUGCCGUAUGUAAAAGGUGCUGAAUCGCCAUAUGGUCACCUGGGAUUGGGAGCAGGUCAUCAUGCUUUUUCCAAAAACGGCUAUGAAAACACCCUCUUAAAUUCAACCAUACCAGAAGACCGUGACUCUGCCAACUAUUCAAUGACCUCCGACCAGGAUUGUCUUUAUGCCACAGCCAAUCCACUGCAUUAAAUCCAGCGAGGCCUAUGCUAAAGCCCAUAGACCGGCCGCCGACGAACACCCGUGUAAAUGUUCCAAAAAGAAAACAAAAACACAUUUUCCGUUUGUUUUUGUUCUUGUACUCCUACAACGUAUAACUAUAGUAUUCAUAUGCGUACAUACAUACAAUUAAACAUCUAACUACUCUAAUUGACAAAGAUAAUGGCAUGGAAACAUGUUGACUAUUUCCCCCCAAAAUUGAAUCUACAUACCUAACUUGCAUACAUUGCAUACAUAUAAAUCUAAUCUAUACCAUUGCAUACGCUUGCGUAAAUCAUACAGUGUAUGAUUUAUGUACAUACAUACUUAUAAAAAAAUAAAAAGCAUUUCACUAAUCACCCAACUCCUCUAGAACGCUCAUCCAAAAAAAAAAAAAACGUUUUUUGCGUCAUUCGUCAACCUAAUUUCGUGCAAAUCAUACCCCCACCCCCAAAUACGCUCAUAUCAUUAUAUAGCAAUAUAUAAUAAGUAUGAAACCCUCAAUGCUUGAUAAUCUCAUCGCGUAGAUAGCUCUAAUGCGAGUUUAACCUUAACAUAAUCGAUGGUUUGGACCACUCACACACACACACACAAAUGUUCGUGCAUACAUGCAUCCAUAUGCAAGGCAAGUUUGGUUCUGGUUCCGUUUCACUUGCGUACCAAGUUCAAGUUGAUAUUUCGCCACGAUUUACUCUCCUAUUCUUUUCAUUCAAUCCUUCGUACAGACAAAUACGGUCUGGAGUAUGUGCCUUCUUCUUCUGUGUAACAAUCAGAAGUUCUGUGAUUUACCAAAAAAGAAAAUUGCAAAUAUUUAAGAAAUUAUUAGCUCCAGAACACAAACAACAACAACAUUGGACACAUUUUCAAUAUAUCAUAUAGAAAAUAAGAUUAAAAGUUAUUGUUAGAAAAUAAUCCAACAUAGGAUCUAGUCUGAAGCUAUUUCAAUGUAUGUAUGGCUUCUACGAGCGCGGGUAUGUGUGUGUAUACAUUUGUCCUUCAUCGAAAACCUACAUGAUAAGUAAAGUUAAUACAAAAUGUGAUUGGUUUAGUCUAAUAUACAAUAUAUUUAAAAAAUACUUUUACACAAAAUGCGCACAAUAUUUACCAUGUUUCGCUUUUUAGAACAAAUAGGUUUGCCUCAUUGUUUUCAUUUGUUCUUAGGAAGCAUUUUGAUAGUUUUAUUUCUAUAAAUCCACGGUUAAUGAUUUCUUCAACGUUCGACAUUUAUUGCGUUUCAGAAAACCUACUUCAAGUUUGGUAUAGACUUUUUUUUCGAAAUUCAUCAAAUGUGUAUGUACAUAUUGCGUUCCCACUCAAAACUAAACCCAAUCAUUAUUGGAACAAAAUAGUUUUGCUUAGUAUUUUCCUUUCAAUCACCUGCAUAACAAAGCAAUAAAUAUUUUUCGAAUAAAGUUGACAUCUAACGUACAUACAUAACUAUUUAUCACAAAGGCUAAAAUAUUUACUAGGUUUAAUGUCUUAUAGAAUAACAACAAAUUGGAAUACAAUUGCAAAACAAAACAAAAAAAAAAAAAAACCUUCACGGGAAUGGUACCAAAAUCAUAAAUAAAUGUUAUGCCUAUAAAAUCUAUAAUAAUUAUAAAAAUAAAAAUUAUACGCAUAAAUAUAUUUAUUAAAAUUAUGUUUUAAGAAAUAUUUUAUCAUAAUAAUUAUUUGAAAAAUUUGCUAACUUUUAUACAUACAAUCAUAUACAUACAUACAUAUAUACACUACACUUUCGGUAUAUGGAGAAGAAAAUAAACUCGAUCUUUGAUACAUUGGUUCAAUUUUAAAAUGUAAACAGACAAUUUUGGACAAAUAGACAACCACUCUGGCCGAUCUACCGACUGUGGACUUAAUAUAAAAAAAAUGUAAAACACAAUCAUCGUUUUGAAAUUGAUUUUUAUACAAUUUGUUUUGAAGAGAUUCACCACAAAUAUAUGUACCCACGAAUGAUAAAUAUACAUCAUAUCACUUUUAUACAAACAUGCAACAAAGCCAAUGAAACAAACAGAGAGAUACAAUAAUACAUAAUGAAAAAAUACAAGAAAAAAUAAAUAAAUUUUAUCAUAAUUAAAAAACAUUUUUUUUUUAUUUUUGUUUGCAUAAAUCGCUAACUCGAUAUUCCCCAGUUUAACCUUAACAUAAUCGAUGAUUUGGACCACUCACACACACACACACAAAUGUUCGUGCAUACAUGCAUCCAUAUGCAAGGCAAGUUUGGUUCUGGUUCCGUUUCACUUGCGUACCAAGUUCAAGUUGAUAUUUCGUCACGAUUUACUCUCCUAUUCUUUUCAUUCAAUCCUUCGUACAGACAAAUACGGUCUGGAGUAUGUGCCUUCUUCUUCUGUGUAACAAUCAGAAGUUCUGUGAUUUAACAAAAAAGAAAAUUGCAAAUAUUUAAGAAAUUAUUAGCUCCAGAACACAAACAACAACAACAUUGGACACAUUUUCAAUAUAUCAUAUAGAAAAUAAGAUUAAAAGUUAUUGUUAGAAAAUAAUCCAACAUAGGAUCUAGUCUGAAGCUAUUUCAAUGUAUGUAUGGCUUCUACGAGCGCGGGUAUGUGUGUGUAUACAUUUGUCCUUCAUCGAAAACCUACAUGAUAAGUAAAGUUAAUACAAAAUGUGAUUGGUUUAGUCUAAUAUACAAUAUAUUUAAAAAAUACUUUUACACAAAAUGCGCACAAUAUUUACCAUGUUUCGCUUUUUAGAACAAAUAGGUUUGCCUCAUUGUUUUCAUUUGUUCUUAGGAAGCAUUUUGAUAGUUUUAUUUCUAUAAAUCCACGGUUAAUGAUUUCUUCAACGUUCGACAUUUAUUGCGUUCCAGAAAACCUACUUCAAGUUUGGUAUAGACUUUUUUUUCGAAAUUCAUCAAAUGUGUAUGUACAUAUUGCGUUCCCACUCAAAUCUAAACCCAAUCAUUAUUGGAACAAAAUAGUUUUGCUUAGUAUUUUCCUUUCAAUCACCUGCAUAACAAAGCAAUAAAUAUUUUUCGAAUAAAGUUGACAUCUAACGUACAUACAUAACUAUUUAUCACAAAGGCUAAAAUAUUUACUAGGUUUAAUGUCUUAUAGAAUAACAACAAAUUGGAAUACAAUUGCAAAACAAAACAAAAAAAAAAAAAACCUUCACGGGAAUGGUACCAAAAUCAUAAAUAAAUGUUAUGCCUAUAAAAUCUAUAAUAAUUAUAAAAAUAAAAAUUAUACGCAUAAAUAUAUUUAUUAAAAUUAUGUUUUAAGAAAUAUUUUAUCAUAAUAAUUAUUUGAAAAAUUUGCUAACUUUUAUACAUACAAUCAUAUACAUACAUACAUAUAUACACUACACUUUCGGUAUAUGGAGAAGAAAAUAAACUCGAUCUUUGAUACAUUGGUUCAAUUUUAAAAUGUAAACAGACAAUUUUGGACAAAUAGACAACCACUCUGGCCGAUCUACCGACUGUGGACUUAAUAUAAAAAAAAUGUAAAACACAAUCAUCGUUUUGAAAUUGAUUUUUAUACAAUUUGUUUUGAAGAGAUUCACCACAAAUAUAUGUACCCACGAAUGAUAAAUAUACAUCAUAUCACUUUUAUACAAACAUGCAACAAAGCCAAUGAAACAAACAGAGAGAUACAAUAAUACAUAAUGAAAAAAUACAAGAAAAAAUAAAUAAAUUUUAUCAUAAUUAAAAAACAUUUUUUUUUUAUUUUUGUUUGCAUAAAUCGCUAACUCGAUAUUCCCCAGAAUAAUAUUUGUAUUUUUCAUUUUUUAGAUCUUUUUUUCAUAUCUUCUGCAAAGGCAGAAGAAAUGCAUAUUUUAUAGAAAGUGGAGAGUGUAUCCGUUUCGAUUUUGUGCGACAUCAGGUCAGAUCAGCAAAUAUACAAUAUAUGUGCCCAUCCCCAGAAAGAGGAAACUCUUUUCUCCCAGCUUCUUAUGAAGCGAAGAGGGCAUCCAUCACCAAACCCCACCAGUCAUAAAAGUCUGAAGAAAGCUUUUGAAACCUAAAAUCAUUUAUAGAUUUCAUUGUCCGAAUGUUCGCAACUGAUCUUAAAUUUAUACAUUUAGAAGGGAUAUAUCCAGACCACUUACUCUGCACUUAAAUUGUGCAUCGCAGGCGUUUUAAUAAUUACGAUUGUACUUUAGUUGCCUAUAGCAGCUUUUCUAUCGGAUAUUCAACAAAAUGUUUAAAAUAAGUGUGUAAAAAAAAUUGGACAUUGAAGAAUAAUAUAUGUUUAAAUCCGUCACGAUUUUUCAUUUGACAUCUAAAGGAUGUAUUUUACCUAAAUUUUUGACCAGAAAAAUACUUAUUUUCUUUGACAGUUUUCACAAAUUUUCUUAUUAAAUAAAAAAUGCAUUUGGAUGUAGCAUUUUACCAUCAUUUCCAUUCCUCCUCUAAAUAUUUGCUUAGAAUAAAAUAUAUCCAAAAUCAUCUUAUAUGGCAUUGCACAUCUUCACACCAUACUACGCCCAUUGUUCGGACAAAAUGUGCUACUACAUUUGAAAUUCACAAAUGCUUCGCAUCACCUCAUCAUAAUUAGUGUCAAAGGAACAGAUCACAGUCUAUCGUCAUAUUUCACCCAACAAGUAAUCAAUCACCCACCCUACCACUGACAAACACACACAUAUCCAUAUGUAAGUAAGUAAGAAAAUUAAAGUUAUUUAAAGACAAACAUUUAUCUCGUGUUAUUGGAAAAAAUUUGAAAAGACUGAGGACUAAAAUCGUCAAAGAGGAACGCUUCUUAACGAACGACCGAUGACCGACCGACCGAUUACUAUAAUGCUAAAUACCUACAUACAUAUAAAAAAGCUGAAUCGAUAUCUUGGCUCAAUAAUGUUAAACUUUUGUAUACAAUUUUCGAAAUAUUGAAAUGAAAUAAUAACCGUAACAAUAACAAUUUAAGUAUUAUGCAAAUUUUGCCCCGUAUUGUAUCAUAGGCUUCAGUAAACUAAAAUCUAACAUAACACCCACACCCUUUGAAAAUUAAAACACAACAACACACAUAACUACUUGGUAAAAUAAUAUGUUUCAAAAACAUUCUUUUGAAGCAAGAUCCCUUUUUAAAAGUAUUUAUAAAUGUUCUUUUAUUUUAUGCAAACACAGUUUUAUAACAACUACCACUACAUACAGACAAAUAUAGCAAAAUAAAAUAUUAUGAGGUAAAUAAAAAGUACCACCGCUUUAUGUAAAACCCA